AUGUCUAGCACACCCUCUCCAGCUGAGCCGUGGUCUUUGAAGGGCAAGACUGCCAUCGUCACUGGAGGAUCACGCGGAAUUGGCAGCGGAAUCGCCGUACACUUCGCCCGCAAGGGGUUGGAAAACCUCGCCAUCACGUAUGUGGCGAACAAAACCGCCGCCGAUACUACUCUUGCCAAGUGCCGCGAACUUGGAGUCAAAAACGCCGUUGCCAUCAAAGCAGAUUCAACAGAUCCGACAAUCGCCCCAAAGAUCGUGAAGGACGUCCUGAACGCCCUCAAGGUCACGACUAUUGACAUUCUGGUCAACAACGCAAUCCUCUCGGACAUCAGUAACACCUCGGACGUCAAGAAACUUCAGGCAAAGGACUUCAAUGACAUGAUGGUCGCAAACGUCUACACCCCAGUAAGCCUCACGACUGCCUUCAUGGAGUAUGCCCCAAAGUACGGCGGGCGCGUCAUCAACAUUUCAAGCGUUGCCGGCAGGACCGGCAACCCAAGUCCGAUCAUGACCUACGGUGCCACGAAAGCUGCCCUCGACAGCUUCACGAGGUCUUUUGCAGACACCUUUGCCUCCGACAAGGGAAUGACUUUUAACAGCGUCGCGGUUGGGCCCACUGAGACUGAUGCCCUGGCCCAGGCCAGGCAAGCUCACGCGGAAUUCAUCGACAAGCAGGUAGACUACAUUUCUGUGGCUCCCCGCCUCGGAAAUACCGACGACAUUGCCUACAUUGUGGGCUUCCUCGCUAGUGAGGAGGGACGUUGGGUCAAUGGAGCCGCAGUUAGCGCAAACGGUGGGCAUCGCCAAACUCUUGCUCUUUUUGGCUAG
Messenger RNA from Colletotrichum orchidophilum, 828 nucleotides. Its product is annotated as 3-oxoacyl-(acyl-carrier-protein) reductase. The coding region runs from base 1 to 828 and encodes 275 amino acids. Gene Ontology annotation, molecular function: oxidoreductase activity. The record is from RefSeq and is a predicted model, not a curated record. The transcript has a single exon. Lineage: Eukaryota; Fungi; Ascomycota; Sordariomycetes; Glomerellales; Glomerellaceae.